Messenger RNA from Zalophus californianus (California sea lion), 4445 nucleotides. RefSeq names its product family with sequence similarity 78 member B (gene FAM78B). The transcript has 3 exons. Lineage: Eukaryota; Metazoa; Chordata; Mammalia; Carnivora; Otariidae. Bases 54 to 839 code for a protein of 261 amino acids. The record is from RefSeq and is a predicted model, not a curated record.
GCGCGGGCCCCCGCGCUGCCCCACGCCGCGCCGCGCCGGCGCCGGGCGGCAGGAUGGGCUGUAUCCAAAGCAUCACCUGCAAGGCGCGGAUCCGGCGCGAGAACAUCGUGGUGUACGAUGUGUGCGCCACCAUCGACCAGUGCCCCACGCGCAUCGAGGAGACCUCGCCCAUCGUCCUGCGCUACAAGACCCCCUACUUCAAAGCCUCGGCCCGCGUGGUCAUGCCCCCCAUCCCCCGCCACGAGACCUGGGUGGUGGGCUGGAUCCAGGCGUGCAACCAGAUGGAGUUCUUCAACACCUACAGCGACCUGGGCAUGUCAAGCUGGGAACUACCUGACUUGAGGGAAGGGAGAGUAAAAGCCAUCAGUGAUUCAGAUGGGGUGAGCUACCCUUGGUACGGGAACACCACAGAAACUGUGACCCUGGUUGGUCCCACCAACAAGAUCUCCAGGUUCUCCGUCAGCAUGAAUGACAACUUCUACCCAAGUGUGACGUGGGCAGUGCCAGUGAGUGACAGCAAUGUGCCACUGCUCACAAGGAUCAAGAGGGACCAAAGUUUCACUACCUGGCUGGUGGCCAUGAAUACCACCACGAAGGAGAAGAUCAUUCUACAGACCAUCAAGUGGAGGAUGAGAGUGGACAUUGAGGUGGACCCUCUUCAGCUCUUGGGGCAACGGGCCCGGCUGGUGGGCAGGACUCAGCAGGAGCAGCCCCGGAUCCUGAGCCGGAUGGAACCCAUCCCCCCCAAUGCACUAGUGAAACCCAAUGCCAACGAUGCCCAGGUUCUCAUGUGGAGGCCCAAGCGAGGACCACCUCUGGUUGUGAUCCCUCCUAAGUAGAAGCAGACUGGCCUGUGUGUGGAGCACAUGACGCUAUGACAUGCAGUGAGGCUGCCAGGGGUGGCAGGAGCCAAACUGAGUUUCUGAGCCAAAGCAGACCACUUGGUUUGCCAGCAUUUGCAGCCACUUAUGAAGAGUAGGGCUGCUUCUUGGGUGGUAGAACCAUAAUCCUUAGGAAAAGUCCCUUCCUUUUAGGAAUAAAGAAAUCACUGAUUUGACAGACUUGCUGUGAUUACCAUGCAAGUAGCCAUAUUUUGGAGCUGACCAGGAUGAUUCUUUUAUCUGAACUACUGACCAUUUCUUUCCUGUGAGAUGCAGGGGAUGGAAACAAAAUUAAACAGUGCCUGUGGCAAAUGCUGCUUCCCAACCAAUUAGAAGUGGGAGUGAAAACAUCCACACCAGGUGUCACCUAGUAGGACAAGGCACGUCCAGCAAGCAGAACCACAUGGCAGAGACUAAAGAGGAGGAAAUGAGCCAUGGCUGGUGGUUCUAGAAGCUGAAGACCUGGACAGCUGAUUUCCCAUUAAAACGAGCGCUAUUCUCCCUGUCUCCUCGCCAUCCUCCCAUCCCGUGAGCUGUACCCCUCCUACCAAAGCACGGGUCAUGCAGCACUCCCCAUGGACUGGCUGGGCUGGGCUGGGCUCGGCCCUUGGCAGGCUGUGCUGAAGUGGGAGCUGUGUCUGCUGUAUCUUUUUGUGUGGAAAGAUUGGGUCCAUCCAGAUCUCAAGUCCAUCCCCGACCCUCUAAAGCGAAGCUGCCCAGGGAGGAAGAGCUGGUCAGCCUGGACUUCAGAUACCUAACAUGGCCCGGCCUUGGUUGCCAAACUCUUGCCUUCCCUCCCUACGCUUUUGGGUCUGAAACAGCGGGAAUGCAUACCUCCCCUUUUCCUCCCUUCUCCACAUGGGGGGCCAACGUGGAUACUCUCUUGAGAUUUCUCUGAUCCUUGGAGCUAGGGCCAAAGCAGUCCUGCUUCCCUGGCAUGACCAGGCUGGGUGUCUUCAGGUGACCAAGGGCAAAGUGUAUGUCAGCAGGAUUGAUGGGGGGAGGGGAGGGCCACCCUAAGAGGGCAAAACUGGUGUGCAUUAUUUUAUUUAUUGGUUUAUUGGUUGGCUUCCUUACUGGUUGAUUCAUUUAUGAAAUAUGUAUUUAUUAUACAGCAGAAAACCCACUCCCAUCUUUGAGGCGUCCAGCCCCAGAAUCUGUCUUCUUGGCCCCGUAGAGCACAGUGAGUGACUCCUCUCUGAAGCCACAGAAAAAACAGAGGGGGGAUUUCUCUCUCUCUGCCCAAAUACUUCCACCCCAACCAGAUUUUCAGCCAGAAGUGGGGUUAGAAACCACCAGCUCUAGUGAGACGAUAAAGCCAUACAAAUCAGCAGAGAGAAGGGUCAACUGUCCAAGUAGAAGGUCCCAGCAUCCCGCCCUCUCCUCCCCGUCACAGCAUAACCCCUCCCCUGCUCUGUGUGCGCGCGUGGCGGGGGGCAGUCAGCUGCAGCCUGGCCACCUCGGAUCUAGAUUUUUCCUUCUGCUCUGGUGCCACCUUCUGAAGGCCACAUGCACAUCAGAGAUGCCUGAGGAGCUUAAAAACCAUCCAUACCUGGUCCCCUCUCCAACUCAUUAUAGCAGAAUCUGGGGAUAGAGCCUGGGCAUGGGUGUUUUUAAAAGUACCCCCAGAUGAUCCUAAUGUGAGGCUAGGGUUGAGAAGCACUUCUAGUGUUUUUUCCCUUCAUCCCUCCCACCCAUCACAUCCUUCAUCCUCUAUUUCCGGAGCUUUCUGCCUUGCCAAGAAUGGGAGUGGCCACUGGGGAAUGAGGACUCUCUUCCCAUUUCUCCAGCCCCUCCUCCUCACUCAACCUUACCCAUCAGGUCAACCAACCUGAGUGGAUCCCUGGAGAGUUGGCAGGUCCCACCAUUCUGCACCCUGAGGCUGGUGCCUACACCCAGCCCGGGGGCUCUCAAAUGGUGUCCAGCUUUUCUAGGAAUAGAAACCCACUCCCCACCAGAUUCUCUUUCCAUCUGCCCCAGACUCCCCAGCUCCAAAGGUUUAAAGGGCACUUGGGUGACAUUUUUGUCUCCAAAUCCCAAUCCUGAUGGGAAGGCCCGUGCUGAGUCUUGAUAACCCAAGGCUUGGCUAUUUCUGCAGAGCCACCUGAAUUGAAUGAGGGUCGACUGGUAACAGAGGAAGGAGUCUCAUUACCCCAAGCCAGUUCUUUCCCCAACAGUUGUGAAGCAUCCAAAUCCCAAAUGGCUGAGAAGAGACAUCUCCCCCUUCACACUUUACAAGAUUUCCACUGAGUGUGAGUAAAUGCAUGUAUGAAUGGUGUGUAUGUGUGUGAUGUGCAUCAGCUGCAUACAAACCAUCGAGAUCCAUAGAGAUGUACCAUGUUCCUAAAUGGGCCUAGGUGAAUUCCAUAUUAGAUAUAUACACAAGAAUGUUGUAAUAUAUACAAAACUGUUACACACACACACACACACACACACACACACACACACACACACACACACAGUCCAGGGAAACCUGGGAUGUGGGAAGAGGUUUUUUUAGUACUUGAUCUCCCUCAUCUGAGUAAUUUCCUGGGGCUAGUACUAGUUCAUACACAUCCUCCAUUGCCCAGCCUGUCCCCUCCUGCAUUCCAUACCACCAAGCCUUCUUUCCCCAUUAGUCAGAAUGUCCCUGCCCUAUGUCCCAUCUCUCAGGGUCCUACUCUCUGAUAGGUGACAGACAGUUCAGUCAGUGGGUGCUAAAGAGUUGAGGGUUACCCCUCCCAGGUGACAUUCAUGUUUUAAUUGGGGCUACAGAUAAUGCCUUAAUCCGAAGGAGUGGCUCUAAUGGUGGGUAUCUCAGGCACAGCAGUGGGCCAGUAAGGGAGAUUAUUUUUUAUCAGGGGAGCUUUUUAGAGCCCUCCCCCAGCCAUACUUAUCUCUAAGAUCAACCCUUCAUAAGUACAUGAGCACAAGCAAGCACACUUACCUAUGUACACUUUCCAGAAUGUGGACACUCCUCCCUUAUACUGGCCCGAACUUUACAAAUGAAAAAAGAAAAAAAGAAGAAGAAGAAGAAAAAGAAGGAACAGCUAAAUUAAUUUAAACCUCACUGGGAAAUGUAGCCUGUAUUUCACUGGCUGCCAGCCACCUGGCCCACCCCACCCUGUUCCAUUUCCCUUCGGCUCCUUCUCUUUUCUGCUACCACCCCAUCAGUUAAUUUACUCAAAAGUGUCCUCUCUGUGCCCCCCCUCCCCCCAUGCCCUCCAACAGAUGUAUUUCCUUCCUUCACUGUUUCCCAUUUGGAAUUGUGCUGUUUUUCGGUGUUGUCUGGACAAAGAGCAGGUGAAAAGCAUGAGCAUGUGUGUAUCUCUUGGAAGAAAGAGAAACCAGGUAUUCUGCUGCAGUUUGGAGAAAAAGCCACCCAAGGAAGAGACGAAAGCUGGCUCUGCAGAGUGCCUUAAAAAUGACUUUAAUUAGGAAAUUCUGAGUCGUCAGUCUUUGGAUGUUACAUAAACUCAAACAGAUGUUGCAUUUCACUUCUCUGGGAUUAAAAAAAGUUAAAUACAGUAUGUAUUCAACAGCAACAAAGUAUCUUUUCUCUUUAAUUUGGUCAUUAAAGAUGCA